AGCCUGCAGGGAUAAAUAGGCUGUGGCUGAGCUCAGAGACCCAGAGCUCCGGGAAGGAAGCCCAGGAACACACUCUGCACGCAGCUCUCCUGGCGGGCAGAGUGGAGACAAUGUCACUCCUCCUGGCGCUGGGGCUCUUGGUGGCUGAGUUCUGCUCUGCUGUCUUCUGCCACCCACCAGACCUGGGGACUCUGACCUCAGAGGACAGGGACAAUGGGACGCAUGUGGACCACCUCAAACUGGCUACCAGCAAUGUUGACUUCGCCUUCAGCCUCUACAAGCAGCUGGCUUCGAAAGCCCCAAACAAGAACAUCGUCUUCUCCCCUGUGAGCAUCUCCACCGCGCUGGCCUUGGCGUCCCUGGGAGCCCGCAACACCACGCUGGUGGAGAUCCUCCACGGCCUCAAGUUCAACCUCACAGAGACCUCCGAGGCUGAAAUGCACCGAGGUUUCCAGCACAUCCUGCGCAUCCUGCGGCAGCCCGAUGAGCAGCUGCAGCUCAGUGUGGGCAAUGCCCUCUUCAUCGACGAGCAGCUGCAGCUGCUGGCCAAGUUCACGGAGGACGCCCGGACUCUGUAUGAAGCCAAGACCUUCACUGCCCGCUUCAAGGACCCCACAGCUGCUGAACAGCUCAUCAAUGACUUCGUGAAGAAGGAGACCCAGGGGAAGAUCCUGGAGCUGGUCAAGGGCCUGGACCAGGGGACCAUGCUGGUCCUGGUGAAUUACAUCCUCUUUAAAGGCAAGUGGAAGGUGCCCUUUGACCCCCGAGACACCAUCCAGUCAAGGUUCUACAUGACUAAGAAGCGGUGGGCACAGGUUCCCAUGAUGAGCAUAGAGAAUGUGCACAUACCCUACUUCCGGGACGAGCAGCUGUCCUGCACUGUGGUGGAGCUGGAAUACACGGGCAACGCCAGCGCGCUCUUCAUCCUCCCCGAUGAGGGCAAGAUGCACUCAGUGGAGGCUGCGCUGUUUCCAGAGUCACUGAGGCGGUGGAGAGAUCGCCUGAGGACCAGGAGGAUAGAUGAGCUCUACCUGCCCAAGUUCUCCAUCUCAAAUGAGUACGCACUGGAACGUGUCCUCCCCAAGCUGGGCAUUAGGAAGAUCUUCUCUGGGGAGGCCGACCUCUCAGGGAUCACUGGGACUCGGAACCUGAGGGUCUCCCAGGUCUUCCACAAGGCUGUGCUGGAUGUGGCCGAGAAGGGCACAGAGGCAGCUGCCGCCACAGGAGUCAAACUAGUCCUGCAAUCUGCAAAAUACAACCCGCUGAUUGUAAACUUCAACAGGCCCUUCCUGGUGGUUGUGCCCCAUGCAAACAGCCCGAACAUCCUCUUCCUGGCCAGAUUCACCAACCCCAAGCAGUCCCAGAGUUCCCGCUGAGUGGGGCUCUCACAAGGAGCCAGGGUGAGGUUCCCGCAGCUGGGCCUCCAUGCACUGAGGUCCGGGCCUGCCUGUGCAUCCUCAGGAGAGUGAUGUUGAUGCCUGUGCAGAGCCGCCUGCACAGGGAGCCCGUGAUUUGCUCUGCCUGAGGCCUCCUGGCAGCAGUAACCCACCAUCCUGAAGCCUCUGCUGCUGAAGCCUCCACUGUGCGUCCUUGCAGGUUACCUUCCUCCUUGGCAUUUGCCCUGGCCCCUGAGCUGCAGCUCUGACUUCCCAGAGCCCUGAAAGCCUUAGCCAGGUGCCCUGGGGCCUCAAGCCCAGGACCUGGGUUGGGGCACGAGGGGCCUUGGGGGCCUGUUCCCCUAGACCCCUGUCCAGGGCCACCUUCAAUCUUUCCCUUGUUUCCUUGCCUGGGACCAGCUCUGCUUGCUGCUGCCUCUUAGAGGGAGGUGUAGGUAAGGAUGACACAGGACAGGUGCCGGGUGGCGGGUGGCUGUGUAUUUACCACCAGGAGUGCAUCAUAUGCCGCGAACUUGAGGAAGUGGACAAGCCCUUGUAAAGCCAGUGCACGCUACACAGACAGCCCUAGAUCACACCAAGCAGGGGACAGUUCUUUCAGAAACCAACUCAGCCCUCCACAAGGAUGAAGCUAGAGGUCCCCGACCCUGGGAAGUUUGGUCACCUUGUGGCAAGUCCCCUCACUUGGCGGCUGCUCCUCCCAUUUGCAACUUCCUAAAUAAACUCUCAUCUCCUACCUUCG
This is a messenger RNA of Octodon degus (degu), 2136 nucleotides long. RefSeq names its product serpin family A member 3 (gene Serpina3). The transcript has 5 exons. Gene Ontology annotation, biological process: negative regulation of endopeptidase activity. The record is from RefSeq and is a predicted model, not a curated record. Lineage: Eukaryota; Metazoa; Chordata; Mammalia; Rodentia; Octodontidae. The coding region runs from base 111 to 1376 and encodes 421 amino acids. Gene Ontology annotation, molecular function: serine-type endopeptidase inhibitor activity.